Messenger RNA from Mytilus californianus (California mussel), 2884 nucleotides. Its product is annotated as low-density lipoprotein receptor-related protein-like. The transcript is spliced from 23 exons. Lineage: Eukaryota; Metazoa; Mollusca; Bivalvia; Mytilida; Mytilidae. The record is from RefSeq and is a predicted model, not a curated record. Gene Ontology annotation, molecular function: protein binding. Gene Ontology annotation, cellular component: plasma membrane. Bases 54 to 2702 code for a protein of 882 amino acids.
AUUUACUUGAAUAUUCACUUCUCGAAUGUUAGCUUAUAUUCUACAUAGUGGCAAUGGAAAAUUACCCUUUGUUUUUUGUGUUGUUUUUAACUGCAAUAACAGGUGGGUCGAUGGACGUUAUUCCUCCAGGAGAAUGUAGAAAAUGUUCAGAUGGUUCUGGCUGUGCUUAUAGAUAUGAGUUCUGUAAUGAAUGGAAAACUUGUGCCAAUGGCGAAGAUGAAAACGAGGAUAUAUGUAGAGAUCUGGAAUGCGCAAAAGGAAAAAUGAAAUGUAAAGACGGGAUACAUUGUUUUCCUGAAUAUUCUUUAUGUGAUUACUUCGCCUACUGUAAAGAUGGUUCAGAUGACGAUCCUGAAAUUUGCAAAAAACGAUUGUGUCCAACUAAUACAACGAAGUGUAAUGAUGGCAUUGUGUGUUAUUCGCAAAAAGAUUGCUGUAAUGGUGAAGAAUUUUGUAAAACUGGUGAUGAUGAAGAUAUAGAAAUGUGCAAAGAUUUUCAGUGCCCACCAGAUCAUGUAAAAUGUGCUGAUGGUUUACAGUGUAUUAGCACUUAUUACCUUUGCAAUGGAUAUACAAAUUGUAAUGAUGAGUCCGACGAAAGUAAAGAGACAUGUGUAGAUUUUCAGUGCCCACCAGAUCAUGUAAAAUGUGCUGAUGGUCUACAGUGUAUUAGCACUUAUAGCCUCUGCAAUGGAUAUACAAAUUGUAAUGAUGAGUCCGACGAAAGUAAAGAGACAUGUGUAGAUUUUCAGUGCCCACCAGAUUAUGUAAAAUGUGCUGAUGGUUUACAGUGUAUUAGCACUUAUUACCUUUGCAAUGGAUAUACAAAUUGUAAUGAUGAGUCCGACGAAAGUAAAGAGACAUGUGUAGAUUUCGACUGUGGUGAAGAUAAGAGCAAAUGCCAUGAUGGUAUUCAGUGCAUAUAUAAGAAUGGUCUAUGUUCUGGUUCGCCGGACUGUCAUGAUGGAUCUGAUGAAUCACUCGAAGUCUGUAAUGAUUAUAAGUGUCCAGAUCAUCAAGUUAAAUGUAGGGAUAACAUAGAGUGUAAUUAUACAUCAGACCUGUGCAAUCACUAUACCAGUUGUAAUGACGGAUCUGACGAGGAUGAAGAAAUGUGUAAAGCUAUUCCAUGUCAGAACAACCAGGUCAAGUGCGCAAAUGGUCUUCAAUGUGUCUAUGAUUCUACUUUUUGCGAUGGAUUGAAACAUUGUUCAGACGGUUCUGAUGAAGAGGAAGAGAUGUGCAAAGCAUAUGUUUGCCCUGAGUGGAAAAGGAAAUGUGCUGAUGGACAACAAUGUGUCGACGAACAAAGUAGUUUGUGUAAUGGAAAUGCAGAUUGUAACGAUAUGUCAGAUGAAGAGCCAGGCUUUUGUCGAGAUUAUAGCUGCAAUGAUUACAAUCAAAAAUGUUCUGAUGGAUUGCAAUGUAUAAGUGAAUACAGCUUAUGUGACGGCCAUGAAGAUUGUACAGAUAGAUCAGAUGAAGAUCCAGACGUCUGUAGAGAAAGGGAAUGUGACAGCGACAAAGUGAAAUGUGAUGAUGGCAUACAAUGCAUUCAUAAAUCAAAUGUAUGUAACAAAUACACACAUUGUAAUGACAAAUCGGAUGAGGAUGAAGAUAUGUGUAAAGCUAGAGUUUGUGAACCUGGCGAGAAAAAGUGUGCAGACAAUUAUCAGUGUAUAUACAUAGAUCAGGUUUGUAAUGGAUAUACGGACUGUAAUGAUGAGUCUGAUGAAGAUGCAGUGGCCUGUAAAGAAUAUCAAUGUCCAAAUGGCAGAGUUAAAUGUGCGGAUGAAAAAGAAUGUGCAAGUCUAGACCGUAUCUGCGACGGCCGUGAAGAUUGUCGUGAUGGUAGUGAUGAAGAUAAAGAAAAAUGCAAAGCAAGAGAAUGUCCUGAUGGUUCUAGAAAGUGUAGUGAUGACUAUCGUUGUAUUGAUGACAAACAUUUGUGUGAUGGACGUCAUGAGUGUUCAACAGGAGAAGACGAAGAUCCCGAUAUGUGCUUAAAUUAUGAGUGUCCUGUUGGAUUUGUAAAAUGCAAAGACGGACUGCAGUGUGUUCAUGUUUUUUAUAUGUGUGCCGGGAAUUUUUCCGGUCCCGGUCCACACUGUAAAGAUGGUUCCGAUAAUGACAUAGAGUAUUGUUCAGCAUUCGAAUGUCCCGUAUAUCAUGUAAAGUGUCCAAAUGGUCAUGCAUGUGUACAUCAGUCAACGAUUUGUUCCGGGGAACAGAUGUGUAAUGACGAGUCAGAAGAUGAACAACAAUUUUGUAAAACACGUAGUUGUGGUGACAUCAUGUCCAAAUGUGAGAAUGGAUACCAAUGUGUUUUCGAUUUCAUGAAAUGUGAUGGUUACGCAGAUUGUUCAGAUGGUUCAGACGAAAAUCCAGACUUCUGUUUAAAGAAUCGCAUCUGUCCAGUUGGAAUGGUGAAAUGUGCAAAUAACGUUCAGUGUAUCUAUGAAAUGCAGUUUUGUAGUGGAUUUUCUGACUGCAGCGAUGAUUCGGAUGAAGAUCCAAAGAUGUGCACAAAAGACAGAGUUUGCCCUACUGGAAUGUCGAGAUGUUCUGAAAAUAAUCCGAUGUGCAUAUAUGAUAGUUGGUUCUGCAACGACCAACCAGAAUGCAAACACAGUGAGGAUGAACAUCCGGAUAGUUGUUUUAAUCGUCCCAAAGGAUCCAAGAUAUUUCCGUGGCUGACAUAGAAAUGGAUUGGAUUUUUAGUAAAACAAACUAGCUUUAAUCAUACAACGACAGAAAACAAAUGCAUUAUGUUAUGCAUGCUACAUGCCUUAACUGUGCUUGUAAACACUUGGGAUUGCAAUUUUGUUCUUACACAAUUUGUAUUGAGAUUUUAUCAUCAUAUAAUAAAAACAUUAUGAAAUUA